Molecule: messenger RNA, 1376 nt
Organism: Dioscorea cayenensis subsp. rotundata (Guinea yam)
Lineage: Eukaryota; Viridiplantae; Streptophyta; Magnoliopsida; Dioscoreales; Dioscoreaceae
Product: 2-alkenal reductase (NADP(+)-dependent)-like
Molecular function (GO): oxidoreductase activity, acting on the CH-CH group of donors, NAD or NADP as acceptor
Source: RefSeq, a predicted model, not a curated record
UUACCCUCCGCCUAAUUUGUGGCUGCGCAAGAAGCUCAGCAAGAGCGCACACAGAGAGAGAGAGAGAGAGCAACAAUGGCGGAAGAGAAGGUGAUGAACAAGCAAGUGUUGUUCAAGGACUACGUCACUGGUUUUCCCAAGGAGGAGGACAUGGUUCUCACUUCAUCCACCAUCGAUCUGAAGCUCCCUCAAGGAUCCACGGCCGUGCUAGUCAAGAAUCUAUACCUCUCCUGCGAUCCCUAUAUGCGCCCUCGCAUGUCCAGGCCCCUUACUCAGAGCUACACCGACGCCCUUGUUCCCGGGAAGGUCCUUGUUGGUUAUGGUGUGUCGAAAGUUGUGGAUUCUGGUCAUCCGGAUUUCAAGGCAGGGGAACUGGUUUGGGGAAUAACUGGAUGGGAAGAGUAUAGUCUCAUCACAAUGCCUCAACAACUAAACAAGAUCAAAUAUACUGACGUACCACUUUCAUAUUACACAGGAAUUUUAGGGAUGCCAGGACUUACUGCUUAUGUUGGAUUUUAUGACAUCUGCUCUCCUAAAAAAGGUGAAACUGUUUAUGUGUCGGCUGCAUCAGGAGCAGUUGGCCAGCUUGUUGGUCAGUUUGCAAAGUUGGCCGGCUGCUAUGUUGUAGGGAGUGCAGGUAGCCAAGAAAAGAUUGAUCUCCUAAAGAACAAGUUUGGAUUUGAUGAUGCAUUUAACUAUAAAGAGGAGCAAGAUCUCACCGCGGCCUUGAAACGAUGCUUCCCCACCGGAAUAGAUAUCUACUUUGAAAAUGUUGGGGGUGCAAUGCUUGACGCUGUGCUGCUGAACAUGAGAGAACAAGGCCGGAUUGCUGUUUGCGGGAUGAUAUCACAAUACAAUAUAAACCCAAAGGAUCCUGUCCACAAUCUGUUCUGCUUAAUCUCAAAGCGCAUCCUUAUGCAAGGGUUCAUCGAACCCGAUCACAAGCACAAAUACCCUCAGUUCCAUGAGCAGGUCAUCCAGUACAUCAGAGAAGGUAAGGUGACAUAUGUCGAAGAUGUAGCUGAAGGUCUGGAGAAUGCUCCUUCGGCCCUCAUCGGUCUCUUCAGUGGUAAAAACAUCGGCAAACAAGUCGUGCUCCUUGCUCAUGAAUGAUAAUGAUGGUUCAUGGAAUUCUUACUUAUAAUGUCUUUGCCAACGUCUCACAUUCCAUCUUGAGGUUUGUAAAAUUCAAUAAGUGAGAUAUGAUUUUGUUUGUAUCCAGACCCAAACCGCAUGGGUAUGUGUGUGUGUGUGUGUGUGUGUAUGCAUAUUGUUUGAACCUAACAAAUCUCAAUUGCAACGUUGUAUUGCAACGUUGUGUCUGUGAGGAGAACGGCAAGGCUUUAAGGAGAAUGGAAGUCUACAAUUGAAGAGAA